UGAACAGUUUACAUAUUUAUUUAUUUAUUACAAUUCUAUUAAAUAUUUUUGUUGACUCACAUAUAAAUUUAAAAUGGCGUUAAGAGGUAUCAAAGUUAUAGAAAUGAUAGGAUUAGCUCCAGGUCCUUUUUGUGGAACAAUAUUAGCAGAUUUUGGGGCAACAGUAACAGUUGUUCAAAGGUUGAAUCCUUCUCCUGUAGAAGUGAUGUUAAAUGGUAAAAGAACCAUUUCCAUUAAUUUAAAAACAAAAGAAGGGAUGGAAAUAUUGAAAAAGUUGUGCACCACAUCAGAUGUUUUAUUGGAUACAUACAGACCCGGUGUACUUGAAAAGUUAGGAUUGUGUUCUAAGACACUUUUAAAAGAAAAUUCAAGAUUAAUUUAUGCACAAUUAACAGGAUAUGGACAAAGUGGUCAUUAUAGAAAUAAAGCGGGUCAUGAUAUAAAUUAUGUUGCUAUGUCUGGUUUACUUUCUAAGCUUACUAAAAAUGGGCAACCACCUCAACCACCACUUAAUAUCAUAGCAGAUUUUGCUGGUGGUAGUGUUAUAUGUGUUCUAGGAAUACUUUUAGCAUUACUGGAAAGGACAAAAUCUGGAAAGGGACAAAUAAUAGAUGCAAGUAUGACUGAAGGUGCAGCAUACAUUGGAGCUUGGUUAUACAAAACACAAAAUACAAACUUAUUUAGUGGAGAGCCUGGUACAAAUAUGUUGGACGGUGGUUAUCCAUUUUAUACAACUUAUAAAACAAAAGAUAAUAAAUUUAUGGCAGUUGGGGCAUUGGAACCUCAAUUCUAUGCAAAUCUUUUAAAAGGAUUAAAUCUAUCUGAAGAAAUAUAUACACAAGGUGAUAUAGAUAUUUGUAAAAAAAAAUUUGAAGAAAUUUUCUUGACAAAAACACAAGAGGAAUGGAGCUCUAUUUUUGAAAAUUUAGAUGCUUGUGUUACUCCAGUAUUAGAUAUAGAUCAAGUGGGUGACCAUAUCUGCCAUUCAUCACGAAAAUCAUUUUAUAAAGAUGAAGAAAAUUACAUUCAGCCAGAACCCGCUCCUAAAUUAUCUAUAUCACCAGGAAUACCGAGUGGUAAACAAAAAUCUCCAAAGCAUGGAGAACAUACAGUUAUGGUAUUAAAAGAAUUAGGAUAUACAAACUCAAAAAUACAAGACUUGAUUAAAAAUAAUUGCAUAUAUGCUUAUACUAAUUCACAACUUUAAUUAUUUUAACAAUUGAUUAAUAGCAAGUUCAAUAUUUAAUAACUUUGGUGCUAUAUUGGGUGAUAGAAUAUUUUUAAGGAACAAGUGAUGGUUUUGUAUAGACUUAAUUAUUUUUAAUAUAAUUUUUAAAUCAAAAUAGACAUGAUUCUUUCCAAGACAGUAAACAUUAAAUAAUAA
Molecule: messenger RNA, 1384 nt
Organism: Nymphalis io (European peacock)
Lineage: Eukaryota; Metazoa; Arthropoda; Insecta; Lepidoptera; Nymphalidae
Gene: Amacr
Product: alpha-methylacyl-CoA racemase
Exons: 2
Coding region: 74-1207 (377 amino acids)
Biological process (GO): bile acid metabolic process
Cellular component (GO): mitochondrion
Molecular function (GO): alpha-methylacyl-CoA racemase activity
Source: RefSeq, a predicted model, not a curated record